UCUCCUCUUGCUGUUUUUCUUCAAUCUUGUCAAUGGCCCUUCAUCCUGAAUCAACAAUCCCCUUCUCCUAAGCUCUUGUUUCGACCCUUGUUCUACAUCGUUUCUAUUCAAACACCCAAUUUGUUUUCUGAGAAAUUGGGAUUGUUUGGAAUAGAUUUUUGUUUUCUGUGUUGUUCUUGAGGGUUUGUAAUGGCGACAGGGCAAGUUUUACCGUUUUCGAUCGCUUCUGUGGUUGAAGAUCUUCUUCAACAGCAUGGAGUUCAUCUGCGUGAUAUCGAGUUGGCUUCGAAGAAGGCUGAAGAAGACUCCUUGAGAAGGUAUGAAGCGGCUGGGUGGCUAAGGAAAACUGUUGGAGUCGUUGGUGGUAAAGACUUGCCAGCUGAGCCUUCUGAAGAGGAAUUUAGGCUUGGAUUAAGAAGCGGAAUUAUUCUUUGCAAUGUUCUCAAUAAGGUUCAACCUGGAGCAGUGUCAAAGAUUGUUGAAGGCCCAUGUGAUUCUGUAAUUAUUCCUGAUGGGGCAGCCUUAUCUGCUUACCAAUACUUAGAAAAUGUGAGAAAUUUUCUGGUGGCCAUAGAAGAACUGGGGUUGCCAACUUUUGAAGCCUCUGAUCUAGAACAGGGAGGAAAAUCUACAAGGGUUGUGAACUCUGUUCUGGCACUCAAGUCAUACAGCACCUGGAAAAAAGGAGGCGGAUAUGGGGUGUGGAGAUUUGGCGGGACGGAUAAAUCACCAACAUCGAGUAUAGAUAUGGUGCCAAAAGAUUCAGAACCUGCCACGAAUUCUUUAACGAGAACCUCAUCAACUUGUGAUAGUUUUUGUCUUGAAUUGUCUUCAAGUGAUGAUCCUAGCAAUGAAACAGGAUCCUCCCGUCCUUUACAGUUGCUACUUUCUCAACUUCUUUCUAAUAAACAGCUUGACGAAAUCCCCAGUAUUGUGGAAUGUAUGAUUUGUAAAGUCAUGGGAGAGUUUGAGCAUCGAUUAACAACUCAUAACAUUAAGAUGAAAACAAGUCAAGAAGAUAUGGCAGAGUCUAUAUCUGAUAAGUAUCCUCCACAAAUCACUUCUGCUGAUGGAACGAUGGAAGAGGAAACGACUAGUUCUCCUGAAGAAAUAAGCAGUCCAGAAGCAACAAGUUGUACGGAAGAAAUAAGCAGUCUAGAGGCAACAAGUUGUCCUGAAGUAGAGAGUUGUCAUGAAACAGAAAGGUGUUCAGAGGCAGAAAGUUGUCUUGAAACAAAAUCCGAAAACCAGGAAUCUAAUGAUCAUCGUGAUGAGGAAUUAGAACGCAAAAUUUUGAGAAGACAGAUGCUGCUUGAACAGCAACAGAGAAACAUAGAGAUGUUGAAGAGUGUUCUUGGUGAAACCAAAGCAGGAAUGCAGAUUUUGCAAAUGAAGUACCAAGAGGAGUUCAAUAAUAUUGGUAAGCGCAUGCAUAGUGUGGCUUAUGCAGCUUCAGAAUACCGAAGGGUUGUUGAAGAAAAUCGGAAACUAUAUAACCAAGUUCAGGACCUGAAAGGAAAUAUCAGAGUAUAUUGUAGAGUUCGACCAUUCCUUGGUGGACACUCAAACCGACCCUCUAUUGUGGAUCGCAUUGAUCAAGGGAAUAUGAGCAUUAUGACACCAUCGAAAUACGGCAAGGAGGGAAGGAAAUCAUUCAGUUUUAACAAAGUAUUUGGGCCUUCUGCAACCCAAGGGGAAGUAUUUUCAGAUACUCAACCUCUGAUUCGAUCCGUGCUCGACGGUUAUAAUGUCUGCAUAUUUGCUUAUGGUCAAACUGGAUCAGGGAAAACUCACACCAUGUCAGGACCAGCAGAGCUCACUGAGGACACUGUAGGUGUAAACUACAGGGCCUUGAGUGAUUUGUUUGUUCUUUCACAACAAAGGAGACAGACCAUUUCCUAUGACAUAUCUGUUCAGAUGCUUGAGAUUUAUAAUGACCAAAUUAGAGAUCUUCUUGUCACGGAUUCCAGUAACAGAAGAUUGGAAGUUCGUAACAGCUCUCAAAAUGGGAUUAAUGUACCGGAUGCAUGCCUUGUACCUGUGUCAUCAACAGCAGAUGUUAUAAAUCUGAUGAAUCUGGGCCAAAAUAAUCGUGCAGUGAGCUCUACCGCCAUGAAUGAUCGGAGCAGUCGCUCUCACAGCUGCUUAACUGUUCAUGUUCAAGGAAGAGAUUUGGCAACCGGUGCGACACUUCGUGGGUGCAUGCAUCUUGUUGACUUGGCAGGAAGUGAAAGGGUUGAUAAGUCUGAGGUAAUAGGAGAUAGAUUGAAAGAGGCACAACAUAUCAACAAAUCUCUUUCUGCAUUAGGAGAUGUUAUUGCCUCUCUUGCUCAAAAGACUGCACAUGUCCCUUAUAGGAACAGUAAACUCACACAAUUGCUCCAAGAUUCACUUGGAGGUCAAGCAAAGACACUCAUGUUUAUUCAUAUAAGUCCAGAGCCUGAAGCUCUUGGAGAAACAUUGAGUACUUUAAAGUUCGCCGAAAGGGUUGCAACCGUUGAGCUCGGUGCUGCUCGGGUUAACAAAGAUAGCACUGAGUCUAAAGAGCUCAAGGAACAGAUAGCUAGCCGAAAGGUGGCCUUAGUGAAGAAGGACGGUGAAACGGAGCAAAAUUAUCGACCAAGCAGUCCAGAAAAAAGUAGGAUGAAAACUUUCUUGUCAUCCCCUUCACUUCCUAGCUGGAAAAGUGUUGUGGAGAUGUCUGUUAAUAGAACAAAUUCAUCGGAAGAUGUUCGUAAUCCUCCUGAGGUUCAAAACAAAUCGAACUCGAACGUCAAAAGAAGAAGCUUAGAUCCCCGAGACAUAUUGCCGAGUUCUCCAUGGCCACUUUUGGGCGCAACUCUUGUUAAUAGGAGGGAAGAAGAGAAAGAAUCUGUUUCAAGUGAUGGGGAGGACAAAGUUAUGGUAAACAAGAAUGAAAACAUUGGUAGUGAUGAAACUCUUACAGGAUGCUGGGAUGUAAACACGAAGUUGCCUGAGACAUUUGAUCAGAAAUUUCUUGUAAAUCCAUCGAAGGUGUACCCUGAAACCCUGCUCAACAAUCCUUCAGUGAACAAGAAGGAAACCCAAGAACCUGAUGUGCAGAGGAACCAGGUUGAGAUGGUCAGCACUGAUGAUUCUGAUGAUCAUGAUGCUGCAAAUAGUGAAACAUCAGAGCCAGAAAUUAUUUGGCAUUCAAGCCUUCCACUUCCAAGACCUUCAAGCAUUCCAAAUGGUUUGGGAUCAAAGACGAAGAAAACAGCUAUUCCUAAGCAAGCAAGGAGCCCAGAAAUCAGGAGCUUCAUUCCAUCAUUGAUUCCUUCGCCAUCACGAAAACCGCAAGCCGGAGUCGCCCAGCCCGUGCCCAAGACAAGCAAACCGGCGGCCGUUUCAGUUGAGGGGGGCAAGAGGAGGGGUGGCUAUACAAAAUGAGUAUUGGGGGAUGGAGAUUGUUCUUAAAUUGAUUCUUCCUCAUUUUUGCUUUCCCUCUCUUUGUAUUUAUUGUAUAUAGAAAGAGCGAGAGAAAGAGAAAAAGAGAAAGAGAAAGAGAUAUAUUGUCCGUUGAAUAGGCAAUAGCUCAAGUUGCCUAAGUUUCUUGCUUAAGUUUCUCUUUCUCUUCAUUCAUGUAUAAUAUUAAAAUUUAAAU
Molecule: messenger RNA, 3625 nt
Organism: Cucurbita maxima (winter squash)
Lineage: Eukaryota; Viridiplantae; Streptophyta; Magnoliopsida; Cucurbitales; Cucurbitaceae
Product: kinesin-like protein KIN-14G
Exons: 19
Coding region: 190-3411 (1073 amino acids)
Biological process (GO): microtubule-based movement
Molecular function (GO): ATP binding; microtubule motor activity; microtubule binding
Source: RefSeq, a predicted model, not a curated record